UUGGCAAGAUGUCACGAGAUAAAAAAAAAAAAAAAAGCACAAGAUAAUAUUAUCUCGCAGUUCCAUGGGAUUUCACAAUAAAUAUCUGAAUAAUCAUUGCGAUAUUCCUCGUGUCAGGAAGCAUGUGGCUUAAACAUGGGCUUUCAAACUGGAUGGAAGAUUCAUGGCCUUUUAACACGGAGUUAAAAAACCUGAUCAAUUGAAGCCGUGUCCUUAUGGAGGAUUAAAAGUGAUCACGAUGUUAAUCGGUAUCGAUAAAUCAUGAAGUGGCUGUGAACUCCAUUUCCCAACAGGACCGCUCUAAUUGAUUUAAAUGCCUCGUGAUCACUUACCGAGGGGUCUCUGCCAUUAUUAUUGUGUCUCUGAUUGCGGUUUUCUUCACGUCCUAUUCCAAAAUGAGAGCUGCAGUCUUUUGCCCAGAGCUGCAAAAAUAAUUAUUAGCAUCUUUGGAACAAACAGACGAACAACACCCCCCCCAUACACACACACGCACACACACACAAACGCAAGCACACACACACGCGCGCGCGCGCACACGCACUUCGCCUCGCGGCCCCAGAACAGACCCCCCUCCUCGCGCGCUCAUCUCCCACUUUCCUUUUUUGCCACGUUCAGCCCUUUAAUUUAUGCAAAAUUAAUUGAUAUAUCUUUUAUAAUUGAUGUGCUGUAAAAUUAACGAGUAAUUUAUGUAAUUAGUCCAUUAAGGAUAAUUCCAAGCAUAUGCUCGAUAUGCCCAGAAGGUGCGCUUUACAAGUAGUUAUUUGUCCAGGAGUUGAAUGGGGAAAAAAGAUAGAGAGAGAGAGAGAGAGUGGAGGGAAAAAAACCCGUCUAAUUAAUUUCUUUAUGCGUAUCAGCAGCGUGGCGUCUACUUAACACGGCGCUUUGUGGGGAAGAAGGUUUAAUAUUGAUCUAAAAAAACGACAACAAACAACAACAUCACGGAGGCACGCGCCCGCGUCAGCCUCGCCGGGCCUCACCGUGACACUUGAACAUGCGGCGCGUGUCAGUGAUGUGCAGCCUCAGAUGCGUGUUUCACACUCUCCUUCACUGUCAAGGGACAACACAAGCAGUGGCUGUUGUAUUUAUUUAUUUCAUUAAUUAAUACGUCUAGUCCGUGAGGUUUCUCGCGGCAACAAAAAAAGAUCACGUUCAGUGAGAAAUAAUUACUUGGAGCCCACAGUAUUAAGGCUGACACUCCCACAACAUAUUAAAGGAGCUGUUCAGGGAAACAUCACUUUCACACAAAUUCCCCCGCUUACCUCCAAGCCAUAUGUUUGGUGUCCAAUUUCUGCUGCUUGGUUUUGCACUGGUAGCCAACAAUUAAUGGAAACCCAUGACUACCAGUUAGCAUCUGGAAAAACUGCACUUACCAGGUUUAUUUGGUAACCAUAAAUAAACAAGGCGGUAAGCACUUUUGUUUUCUAAACUAGCCAGUGUGUAUUUAAAGUUAAUAUAUUUUAUUAGUAGUCAUAUGAAUGAGUUUUGCUUUAAAAUGGCCUAGACGCAUACUUUAUUAAAUAACAAAAUAGAAAUGUAGGGACAAAAUAAAGCUGACAAGCUUGACAGCUCCAGAGUCACCCGGUCGAUCCUGAGCUACGGAGUUCUCCUUCCACCUCCCAGAAACAUUUCAGUGCAUCAGCUGAUCUAAAUCUACCCCAGGUGUCAAUGAGUGUGUGAUGGACUAGCAUUCCCAUCCAGGGUGUAUUCCCACAUCAUGCCCAGUGUUCCUAGGAUCGGCUCUGGACCCACCGUUACCCUGACUAGAAUAAAGAGGUUAAUGAAUGAAUGAAUGAAUGAAUGAAAGUUUAUUAUAAUGCACGAUGGUUACAGCAUCUGCUUUACAUCAUGCUAACUGCUGGUCAGGUUUCUAUUACUGCUACUACUAGUUAACGUUGUUAUCCUUGUAGCUCGGCCUAAUGAAAGUAAAACUACAGCAGAAACUAGAGAAGGACAUCCAGUUUGUCUUGGAUGAUGGCAUCAAUUUACAUUUAAGCUGCAAAUGACUUUAUCUUAGCAAUUGUUAUGUAUAUAUUAUGUUUAACAUCCUUACAAAAUUUCCCAUAGCCAUCAGUUACAAACAGUACAUCUGUUCCAAUUAGAACAACUAUAACAACAGACGUAACAAACUAUACGCCAAAACGUUUGCCACACUAUCGACACACUGAUAUUUUGUAAUAUUGCAGUAUAUUUAGUCUGGAGAAUGAAGUUAACAAAUCUGCUAAUAACCUUUAGGUAUCUAAAGAUAUGAUCUACUUUGGAAGUCUCUAGAAGUUUAAUACAUUUAACCUUAUCUUAAAACAAAAGAAAUGUGUUCAAUUCCGAAGCUAUUGUAUAAUUGUUAUAUUUGACAGAAAUUGAACUUGAACUUAAAAUGUCAUGUCAUGUACACAUCCUCCCACUUACUACUACCUGAGGUUAGUUAGCUAACCUCAUAAUAGUAAUAUUCUUGUCCAUUUUUCACAUUUUUGAGACCAGUCUCUCUGCCGACGUUACUGGCGCCCAUGCUGGUUCUGUCCAUUAUCAACAACAAGGCCUUAUUUUCAGGUCUGUGGUGUAUGAUGGGACAGUUUAACACCCACAGUUUAUUCAUUUGCCCAUUUGCACAUCACCUGGGUCUUUUUAUGGUACUAUAUUUUUUCACAUCGAUCAGUUUUGUAUGUUCAUAAAUCGUCUACUGUCAAAAACCAUGGGUUAUUCGGAUCAUCUUACUGGUGAAAUCAGCCUUUUGCUGAAAACCUGAAAGCAUAAUUUCAUGUUUUAGGAUGUGCCUUCAUUUGUUGUGCAUAAACAUGUGAUUUGUGACAAUAAAGAAAAUCAGAUCCAGUCAAGAAAAGUAAAUAAAGCACCAUACACUGAUGUGCUGUCAGGGACAAGGGCAUUAACCCGUGUCUUUUCUCGCUGCUGAUGUGGUGCUGUACCUUUUGUACCUUUUGCACGCAUGUUUCUAUUGAAUAUGUAGAUAAAAAGUGUAUGUUUAGUGAAAAAGAUUAAAAGUAUAUAUAGCACUAUAGCUAUUCAUUUCAAGUAAAGGUUGAAUGCUACACUAUACAAAACGUGUACUUGAGGGUACUAUGUCGGCGGCAAGGAACGGUACAGUUUAGUGCCCUUUUUUCCUGAGAGUGUAAUCAAUAAGAGCUUCCACAUGUUUUUAGAUGUGCCUUCAUUUUUUUUAAGUGAGAAUUAUACUUGGAUGCAUGAAUACAUCUGUCUGUUUUUGACAGGAUGGGAAACAAUAGUUGUCUGUAAUGUUUCCUUGCUAUAUUGCCUCCCGAAUGUGUUUUUAAUAUGUAUUUUUCUUCCGGAAAUGUAGAAAUAGUGAAUAUUUAUAAGUAAAAAAUACAUUUUAAAAGUGCAAAACAUGUGGCACCAUACCAAUAGCAAGAAAAGGUACAGCUUAGGGAUAAGAACUCUCAAAGGUUUCUCUAUCAACCUUUAUAUUUUUACUAUCAGUUCAAAAUGUAGAUAUAGUAAGCAUUUAAAAUUGAUUUAGGGCAAAUAAUUGGACCCUAAUUUAAUUUCAGAGCAAACCUUUAAGCUUUGACCUUUCAAAUGGACCAUGAUGAGAAAACCAGUGUUUUGCAAAUAAAAAAAAAGCAUGUUGAUCCAGGCAAAGUGACUAAAGAACCAUCUUGAGGAUCAAUACAUAUUUUGGAUAUGGGGUCUCUUAAAAAAAAACUUUUAACACUUCCAGUGUCUUACUUGUAAACACAAAUUUCAGGCUCAUGUGCUAAAGGUUAUUAUUCAGCGGCUAAACCGAAUAUGUUGACAGUUAGGUGUCGAUCUCUUUAGGGCACUUGUUCACCGAUGACCCUUUAAGCUGCUGAAGGACUAAAACCACUUUCAGGAUCGUAAUGAGAGAGAUCUGCUGGAAUUAAUUGACACCACUUUGAAUAUUCAUCACAUAAUCUAAGCGGUGCGCUUUUAAUUAUAGCCUAUCGCUGGACCUCUCUCUCAGGAAGGUAAAUCACGGAAGGCCUAAUUAAUGUAAUGUAUUCCCCGACCCGCGGGGACGCGCCGAGGCGCCGCGCCGCUGUGGUCCGAAGUGCGCCGGCUCUUUUGUUAUGCUGUUUACCGGCACCAGGGCUCAGAAAACUGUUCUGAUUAUUACCUUUGUACAAGUCGACUAUAUAGGAUGCUCAAACAUAACUAACAGGUCUUUAAAUCUUUCACCCUUUUAGCAAUGCGCAUGUGAACCCAGGGACGCGGGGACGCGCGCCUCAGCCUGUGCUGGUGGUUUCUUGAGGUUUUUUUUAUUUUAAUUUUUAAUACAUUCUCCCAAAUUAUUUAUGAUGAGCGAGUACUGCUACUACUACUACUACUACUACCGCAACUACUACUAAUAAAAUUAAUUUACUAGUCUGGUAUGAUGUUUCAUUCAUUUAAUCUGGCCUCUAUAACUAGAGUUUAACGACUGGCGGUGAAACUUUAUAGGCACCUCUAUUACUUCGCUGACAUAAUUGAGGAUAAAUGUUGGAUCUGAUUAACUGUUAAUUUUAUUGCACAAUAUAAUAGUAUUAAUUUUUUUUUCUGGCUUUGUUUGGGUUUUGCAAAUUUUGUUACGUCUCCUGUCUGAUGUUUCCAUGUACUGUCCAUAUGGCUCUUAACAUGCAGAAAACGCUCAAUAAUAGUUAGUUAUAAUAAGAUUGCAAACACUGUUGAAUUUUAAUUUUGAAACAGAUCACGCGAUUAAGACGCAGAGUUUUAAGAUCACCCUGAUUUUACUAGACAGCCCACAUGAUUCAUUUUGAUAUUUAAAAAGAAAUGAUACAAGGGUUUUGUUUUUAAAUAUCAUUAUUAUGGUUUCAUUUUCAGAAUCUUAUGCUAUGUAUAUUUAAUGCAAUGUUAGUAUAUGUUUUGCCCUCUUCAAAAAAAAAAAAAAAACUGUUUAGUUAUACUAUUCACGCCAUGAUUUAACCCGAGGCGCAUUAACAUUAUUAGACUCGUGAUUUGCCGGCGCGCUUAAUAACGCCCUCCGAUUGGCACAGAUGAAGUUGCCUGUAAGUGCAUAUAAAUUUGGUUCCUCCCUCUAUUUCCCCCCCUUGACUCUCAGGGGGUCGGAACCUCCAAUAUUCUUACGAAAAGGGUCGUGGAGCGACGAGCGCAUAAAAGUCGGGCUGUGGUGAUGCUGCAGCUCGGCGUUAGUGCAGCUCCGGUCACUUGGCACGCGUUGAGAGAGGACGCAUGAACCCAUGGCGCACAAGGUAACUUUUAAAAGUCUUUCAAAUAGCGACCGUGUGCGUCAUCUUUUUCUUCGCUUUUAACACGCGGCUCUUAAAUUAGUCUGAUCGAUAUUUUAUUUUAUUUUAUUUUUAUUAUUUUUUUUUUUACAUUUUUUUUUACACGUUGGUUGAUCUGAUUUUGUGAUUGAAACCAGAAAUAGAUUUAGGAGCAAUAAAUAGGCCAGACAUAGAUGCACUGGACCUGAUGAUGGAUGUCUUUUUUUUCCAACGGAAAGAUUUCUCAGAAUAGAUUACUCACUGACAUUGCUUAGCGCAGAUAUUUUUGAAAAGAAACACGAGAUCAGCCAAAGCCAUGCCUCGGCCAGGCAAGAACUCCUACAGUGACCAGAAACCUCCUUACUCGUACAUCUCUCUGACUGCCAUGGCCAUCCAGAACUCCUCAGAGAAGAUGCUCCCCCUCAGCGACAUCUACAAAUUCAUCAUGGACCGCUUUCCGUACUACCGUGAGAACACACAGCGCUGGCAGAACUCACUCCGUCACAAUCUCUCCUUCAACGACUGCUUCAUCAAGAUCCCACGCCGCCCUGACCAGCCCGGCAAGGGCAGUUUCUGGGCACUGCAUCCGGACUGUGGUGACAUGUUCGAGAACGGCAGCUUCCUGCGUCGCCGCAAGCGCUUCAAGGUGCUCCGUAUGGAACACAGCGCGUGCAAGAGUGCCCCCAUCCUUCACCCGUACCACCCUCAUGCCCAGCACCAUCACCCUCAUCAUGCGCACCAGCACGCAAACAAGCUUAGUAUGGGGCACCCUGACUACCUGGGCACUGUAGGGCGUCUGUCCCAUUUCCAGAGCUACGCACUCGGGGGUGGGCAGAGCGGAGGAUUCAAACACCCAUUUGCAAUCGAGAGCCUGAUCGGACGAGACUACAAGGGGGUGAUGGCGGGUGGGCUGCCCAUCGCCUCCGUCAUGCACCACCUGGGUUACUCAGUACCCAGUGUGGUCAACUCUGUGUGGCCACAUGUAGGUGUGCUCUCUGAAUCGUCCCCUGUCUCAUCUGAGUACCCGCCGUUUGGGGUGGCGGUCAAGGGGCUGUACCACCACACAGGAAGCCCUAACAUGCCUGCUGUGCCUGUUCCCAUCAAGCCCACACCGACGCUAGGUGCUGUGCCAUCUCUGACAGGCCUGGCACCAGGGGCAGCUCAGCACUGCUCUCGGAUGGACAGAGAAGCGACGGAUCUGAUGGAGGACAAAACCGGAUCUCUUCAUCCUUCUCUGCUGCAGUCCUGAAAUGAAAGCGACACAGUAAGAGUGUCGUGAUGUGAGGGUAUGUACUGCUGCAUGCUUUGGACACAAUUCCAUACAAGUAACCACAAGAGACUGAUAAAGAUCUCCCGGAGUGUGACAUUUUUGUUUUCUUUCAUCGUGAACUUAGAUGCUUUUUAGGUGCUGAUAACUGCAUUGUAUUUAUCUCUCUCCUUCAGUCUCUCCCUCUCCCUUCUGUAUAAAAUACAUACUGUUUCUUUUGCAUAUUGCACUUCUCUUGCAAAACUUAGGUAGGCUGUUUGCAGGUAGGCUCUAUAUGUGUAGUAACAAUCAUGAUUAAGCGCGACAAAACUUUGUCAGUGUUUACCGAGAAAUUUUUUUUUUUGUACCAUUUAUAAAUCGAAAGAGCCGGAUUUAGGCUGUAACAUUUGACUCUGCUUUUCCUUCGACUCCCUGUUGACUGUGUAAAUGACUUUUGUAUUCUGUAAAUUCUGUGCUAUGGAAUUGUAUAAAGUCAAAUCAAUUUAAUGCAUAUUGAAUAAUAUUUGUACACAUUAUAGCAUGCCUGGCAUGCAUGAUUGCCUUUGUAAAGACGCUCUUCUGGAAUGCACUGUGUUAGGAAGAAAUGCUGUCAUUAAUUAAAUGAACCCAAAGUCAAAAUGUGAAAUUUCUGUUUUAAAAAAAAAAAAAAUCACACACAAGGAAAGAUGUUGAAAUGUUUUAUUGUACAGAAAUGUUAACUGUUAUGAUGUGCUUACAAACACGCGAGGACUAUUUUAACCAGGUCCUCAACUCCUUUUAAAUAUGGUUUUCUUCCUACAAACAGCCUUAAUUCCACAGCUAAAUUGAAUUGCCUAAUAUAUGGGGAAUGGUAUAUUUGUAAUAUAUUUAAUUAUUUAUCGUGGUGAAUAGAUAAGGAACUCAAAUGAGAUGUUUUGGGGAUAUCAGUAUUCUCCUGA
Hemibagrus wyckioides is the source of this 7400-nucleotide messenger RNA. RefSeq names its product forkhead box B2 (gene foxb2). Bases 5533 to 6465 code for a protein of 310 amino acids. Lineage: Eukaryota; Metazoa; Chordata; Actinopteri; Siluriformes; Bagridae. Gene Ontology annotation, molecular function: DNA-binding transcription factor activity, RNA polymerase II-specific; RNA polymerase II cis-regulatory region sequence-specific DNA binding. Gene Ontology annotation, biological process: cell differentiation; anatomical structure morphogenesis; regulation of transcription by RNA polymerase II. The transcript has a single exon. The record is from RefSeq and is a predicted model, not a curated record.